GAAAGAGGAAGGAAGAGAGGUUGUUGGGACCUGAAGGAAAGAAGAAAGAAGAGAAUAAAGACGUAAUCAAGUUGAAAGUAGAUAAUAACAAGAAGAGAAACCUGGCACUCAAUGAUUUCGAUGAUGAAGGGUACACGGCAGUGCACGAGGCAGUGGUAGCCGGAGACGAGAUGUGGCUGUUGGCACUGCUGACUGAGGGUGCCAGUGUUAACCUACAGUGCCAGCUGAGUGGUGAUACUGCUCUCCACCUGGCCUGCAGGCACCAGCUUCCCCGCCUGCUGCACCAGCUACUGCAGGUGCAGAGUGAUCUUGACUUGUUCGUGUGUAACAACGCCGGGUUGACCUUCCUUGACCUGGUGCAGCCUGAAUCACCUUGUUACCAGGUCAUCCACAACCACCAGAGAACGAGGGGCCUGGAGACCUGUGAUGAAGAGUGGGGCGAUGAUGACCAGAAUGAUGAUGACCAGGAUGAUGAUGAUGACAAGGAUGAUGAUGACCAGGAUGAUGAUGACCAGGAUGAUGAUGACCAGGAUGAUGAUGACCAGGAUGAUGAUGAUGACCAGGAUGAUGAUGACCAGGAUGAUGAUGAUGACCAGGAUGAUGAUGACCAGGAUGAUGAUGAUGACCAGGAUGAUGUUGAUGACCAGGAUGUUGAUGACCAGGAUGAUGAUGACCAGGAGGAUAAGGGCCAUGAUAAUAAUGACUAAGAUAAUGACCAGAAAGAUAAGGACCACAUGAUAAUGACCAUAAUGAUAAUGACCAUCAUGAUAGUGACCAUCAUAAUAAUGACCUUCAUUAUAAUGACCAUCAUGAUAAUGACCAUCAUGAUAAUGACCAUCAUAAUAAUGACCUUCAUUAUAAUGACCAUGAUAAUGAUCAUCAUGAUAAUGACUAUCAUGAUAAUGACCAUGAUAAUGAUCAUCAUGAUAAUGACCAUGAUAAUGACCAUCAUGAUAAUGACUAUCACGAUAAUGACCAUCAUGAUAAUGACCAUCAUGAUAAUGACCAUGAUAAUGAUCACCAUGAUAAUGACCAUGAUAAUGAUCAUCAUG
Molecule: messenger RNA, 1052 nt
Organism: Cherax quadricarinatus
Lineage: Eukaryota; Metazoa; Arthropoda; Malacostraca; Decapoda; Parastacidae
Source: RefSeq, a predicted model, not a curated record